GUGCAUGACAGUUAUGGUCAAGCUACCAGUGAGACUCUCGAGUCUGAACACCGAACGAGAUCACCAAAUCGAACACGACAGAAUCCAGCACACAAUGUCACAGCAACAGCAACAGAUUGAUCCCAUGCAAAUCCCGCUGCCUCAAUUGAAGGCUAUGCACAAUACCAUUGGCGAGGAAAUUGAGACGUUCACAAACUCUUUUGCGCAACUCAAACAAGUCCAUGCCAAGUAUAAUGACUGUAUGGAGAGUCUUGGAUAUAUGACGCCAAAGAGUGAAGGCAAAACGCUCCUCGUCCCGCUCACAAGUUCAUUGUAUGUACCAGGAGAGCUCGCAGACUUGGAAAACGUGAUACUGGAUGUUGGAACCGGGUAUUACAUCGAAAAGCCAAUCCCCGAAGCAAAGGAUUAUUACAAACGAAAGAUCGAAUAUGUCAAGAGUAACCUUGAUAAAUUGCAGGAAACCAUUAAUGAUCGCCGAAAGCGGUAUGGAGAUUUGACAGAUUUGAUCAAUUUGAGGGUAGCUUUGCUACAGAAGGAACAAGGGCAGGCUGGGAAGGCUCAGGCUUAGUAACGUAAACUGUAUAAUAUAUAUCCUAGAAGCAAUUUGAGCGGACAAGAUAUACCGAGGUUUGACCAAUAUGCUCAAGGUCGGGAAGGAAGUCCAGCCAUUGAGAAAAGAUGUCGUGGAGUGUGGGUUGGCUGGAGUACAUCGUAACAAGAUCUCUACUCGAGUUGCUCACUUCUCAUCCAGGCGACCGAAAUGAGUUUAUUGCAAGGUACAGAUUCGUAUGAUUAUUGAUAAGGAAAUCAAAGUACUCGAAGAGCACUAAAGGCAUUAAACUAAAGUAUA
Messenger RNA from Spizellomyces punctatus DAOM BR117, 850 nucleotides. Its product is annotated as prefoldin, alpha subunit. The transcript is spliced from 6 exons. Bases 5 to 568 code for a protein of 187 amino acids. Gene Ontology annotation, cellular component: cytoplasm; prefoldin complex. Gene Ontology annotation, biological process: protein folding; regulation of DNA-templated transcription. The record is from RefSeq and is a predicted model, not a curated record. Lineage: Eukaryota; Fungi; Chytridiomycota; Chytridiomycetes; Spizellomycetales; Spizellomycetaceae.